GGAUGAAGCUGGGCAUGUGGUCGAUAGACCGCGACACCCUUCGCAGGGAUGGACUGGUCCUGUUCAGCAAACUGAUCCGGACGAAAAACGUGGACAACUUCCAAGAGCAGCAGAAACAGCCCAGGCCGGACGAUAGGAAACAGAAACUAACGAAAUGUCUGACGACGCUGGAUUUGACGUCUCUGGGCGUCGGAAGUUGCGUCGGUACUGGCAUGUAUUUGGUAGCAGGAAUGGUAGCCAAAAAUGUAGCAGGCCCAGGUGUAGUCAUCAGCUUUGUCAUUGCUGCUAUCGCCAGCAUAUUCUCAGGUGCUUGUUAUGCGGAAUUCGGGGUACGAGUACCGCACACGACAGGCUCCGCCUACAUGUACUCAUACGUCACAGUAGGCGAGUUCAUAGCCUUCGUGAUCGGCUGGAACAUGAUCCUGGAGUACCUGAUAGGCACGAGCGCCUGCGCGUGUGCGCUUAGCGCUUGUUUCGAUGCGCUAGCGAAUGGCGCCAUCUCUGAAGCUAUACACGAAAGCAUCGGCGGGACUUUAGGUAGAGACCCAGAUUUCGUAGCGUUCGUGAUAACGCUGCUGAUGAUGCUCCUGUUGGCAGCAGGAGUGAAGAAAUCCUUGAUCUUCACCAAUAUCCUCAACAUCAUCAACUUAUCCGUUUGGGUGUUUGUGAUGACGGCGGGUAUGUUUUACGUCAACACCGAUAACUGGACCAAACACAAGGGGUUUCUGCCCAAAGGAUGGUCAGGGGUGUUCACAGGAGCUGCAACCUGUUUCUACGCCUUCAUAGGGUUUGACAUUAUAGCCACCACCGGUGAAGAAGCAGCCACUCCAAAGAAGUCUAUCCCACUAGCUAUAGUAUCGAGUUUAGCCAUUAUUUUGAUAGCCUACGUCACUAGCUCCAUGAUGAUCACAUUAAUAGUUCCAUAUACGAAAGUAGACGAGGACUCUGCCUUGGUGGAGAUGUUCGGCCAAGUCGGUGCCUACAAAUGUAAAUAUAUAGUGGCCGUAGGGGCCUUGGCUGGUCUCACUGUCAGCAUGUUCGGAUCGAUGUUCCCGAUGCCGAGGAUUAUUUAUGCGAUGGCUCAGGACGGACUGAUAUUUAGGAUCUUCUCUCAAGUUUGGCCAAGUACGGGAACUCCAGCAUUGGCAACAUUCGUUAGUGGGCUUACAGCAGCUGUCGCUGCACUUUUUAUACGACUAGAAAUACUCGUAGAAAUGAUGUCUAUAGGUACCCUGUUAGCGUAUACCCUCGUCUCCACCUGCGUCCUCAUUCUCCGCUACCAACCGCACUCGACCAACUUGGUCGAGCUCCUCCCACAGAGUCUGCGCACGCCUCUGAGCGGCUCGCCCACCAAAGAGGGCGUGGCCGACGAUCCGAACGGACACGCCUACUACGGUGAUCGGUUGCACCCGGCGCAACUUCGACAAGCGAUCGACUCGAACGUCGGAGCGCUGACGCCUGCGCAGUCACCGUUGCCGCAACAGACCACGCAGAGGGUGAUGGUUAGGAGGGUGACCAGGAGCUCACCUGACAGCGAUGAUACCUUUGGAGCAGACGAACCGGAAGAAGAUUUCUCUGGUAGAGAUGAUCAAUUUUUAGUGUCUGAUAGAACAGAAAAUAAAUUUUACGGCACAGUGCAUGGGGGUGGUAGUACUGCAAGUACAGGAGGUGUAGUAGGGUCCACAGUAGGUCCUAGUUUGGGCAACAUAGGUCGCCGGUUACAGGCUGCCACUUAUCUAUGUCCAGCAAUUUUUCCGUGGGUCGAUACAGGGCCGGCCACAGAAGAAUCUGGCAUGUUCGUGAUGAAAAUGGUGGGCCAUCUGUACAUUCUGAUCAUCAUUUUCGAUCUCAUCGUCGUCUGCGGUAUGGACGACAUGAAUACGACCACAACGGUUUUCGUUUUCCUAUUCCUAUUCGCCAUAUUAGCCAUUUGUCUUGUCAUAUCACGAAAGCCUCAAAAUAGAAAUACACUAAUGUUCAUGACUCCAUGUUUACCAUUCAUCCCCGUGGUCGCUAUCACGGUGAACAUCUACCUGAUCAUGAAACUUUCCAUACUGACGCUGGUCAGAUUCACAAUUUGGAUGACCCUAGGACUCAUCAUGUAUUUUUACUACGGUAUCAAAAAUAGCACGUUAGAAGAAGGAAGGGACAACGACCAGAAUAUAGAAUUGACCAUAACGGACCAUGAGAACGCGAAGUAUGAUGGUACAUCACCGUAUAAGGGUGACCACAACAUAUUCAGUGAAAACCAACCGACGUAUGAUUGGGAUCCCAAAGCAGCAUGGGAUCAUCAGCCUUCCUGGGCACAAACUCAAGCAUCAACUGAACCAUCACCCCAACCAAAGCGAUACCAAGUCGAACAAAGGUACAAUGUUGAGACGAACGACACUAAAUCCGUUAUCAACCGAGCAAGCCCGAACACAGCAACAGCAGAACCGUCUAGCUUGUUCGUAAGCGAUCCAUUGGCUUACGCUAAAUGGGACGACUAG
Phaedon cochleariae (mustard beetle) is the source of this 2489-nucleotide messenger RNA. The record is from the annotation of a GenBank genome assembly. NCBI's taxonomy places the organism in Eukaryota, Metazoa, Arthropoda, Insecta, Coleoptera, Chrysomelidae.